AUGGUCAACAACAACUUUUUCACGAGCACGGCUGCUGCCGCUCUUCUUCUAUUUACCAGUGUCCAAGGACAUAUGGUAAUGAACACACCCUAUGGCUACAGUCUUUACAAGGGAUCCGGACCCGAGUUGGUACAAGUCAACCCCUUGGAUGGAGGGCUUUACAAAUACCCAUGCCAGAACCACCACCGGGUUGAACAGCGCAGUACAGUGAAGGCCGGUGAUCUUCAGCUGGUUAACUUCACUGGAGGUGCUCAGCACGGCGGCGGCUCUUGCCAGUUCAGCAUCUCAUACGAUGACCCAGAGCAGACGAACGGAUGGAACACCUCGGCCACCUUCAAGACCAUCUACACCAUCAUCGGCGGGUGUCCAGCAAAAUUUUCAGAGGCCCAAGAGAAACUCGGUUCAAAUCUGCCAUUGGUGGCCGGUAAGGACCCAUCACAAAGAGACGAGACUUUACACUGUAAUGAUGAUGCCAAGGAGGACUGCACCCGGUCCUUUUUGGUUCCCAUCCCUGACUUCUUGCCCCCCGGAAAGGCAACCUUUGCUUGGACUUGGUUCAACAAGAUCGGAAACAGGGAGAUGUACAUGAACUGCGCUCCCAUCGACAUAACAGGGGGCACGCCCUCCAAAGAAAAUUUCAACAAGCUCCCCAACAUCUUCAUUGCCAACAUCCCCGGUCAAAAGGACAUUCCCGGGUACGACGGCUGCGUCACGAGCGAAGGCGUGAACGUAGUCAACAUCCCCUACCCGGGUGAGUUCGGCAGAGUCCUCGACAAACUCGACGUCGCUGACCCACCACUCGCUCCCAACAAGCUCUGCGAUAUGCCUCCUCCUAAUCAUACGCCCAGCUUCAAGCCACCGGCUGUGCCCACCACCUCAGCUCCUGCUGCUGGUGCCACUGCUACCAAGACCAGCCAGAGCUCCAUCUCCAUCGUUGACAUCUCCAGUGCUAGUGCCAGCGGUGGUGCCAAGGUCGAAGGCAACACCGGCCUCACGUUCGUCACUGCUCCUAGCGAUGGCCCACCACCAGCUGCCACGGCUAGCGCUACUGGCGGUGCUGGGUCCGGAGAUGGGAAGGAGUCAGAGGGAGGAGAAUGUCAUGACUCCAACGCUACGGAAACCGGAGCUGGCGCCGGUGAUGCAGACAUCGCCUCUACGGUAACCGCAGCCGUGACCCUUCAGCUAACAGUAACUACCAAUGGUCCACCACCUGCAUCUGCUCCUCCUGCUGCUGCUACCAGUCAAACUGCCGGUGCUGGGGCUGGGGUCGACACUGGUGGUGGUGCUUCUGCAUCUGCACCAGCACCUCCAGCCGCUACCUCGGGACUCGGAGACUCGGCCAACAACGCAGCGGGUGACUCGGGCUCGGACUCCGAUUCUGGUGGCGAUACAGGCGGUUCGGGAAAACCCCAAAAGAAGCAGUGCGAAAAGGAUCAAGUGGCUGUCUGCUUUGGUGACGAGUGGUUUGGCAUAUGUGAUAACGGGUGGGCGGUUCCCCAGCAGGUGUCUAAGGGGACGAGGUGCGAGAAUGGGUCAUUGGUGCACUCGGCGGUGAAGAAGGAGGAUGUGAAGAGGGAGGCUAGGGAGGGUUAUGGGGCGGGGGAGAGGCAUGCGCAUGCUAGGAGGCAUUUGAAGAGGAGAGCGGGGAGGAGGGGUUCUGAGGACGGUAUGGAGCACAGGGUAGAAAGGGCACGGGAGUGGUGA
This is a messenger RNA of Sordaria macrospora k-hell, 1704 nucleotides long. RefSeq lists its product as uncharacterized. Lineage: Eukaryota; Fungi; Ascomycota; Sordariomycetes; Sordariales; Sordariaceae. The record is from RefSeq and is a predicted model, not a curated record.